Phytophthora nicotianae INRA-310 is the source of this 1101-nucleotide messenger RNA. RefSeq lists its product as hypothetical. NCBI's taxonomy places the organism in Eukaryota, Oomycota, Peronosporomycetes, Peronosporales, Peronosporaceae. The coding region runs from base 27 to 998 and encodes 323 amino acids. The record is from RefSeq and is a predicted model, not a curated record. The transcript has a single exon.
AUUAUCCCUGUAGGAAUGGCUACAUUAUGAUGAUUUUGUGUUUCGUACAUCAUAUAGCCAUUUCACUGCUGGUGGUGUCAAAACGUCAAGUGAUCAGCAUGUCGAGCAGCUACAAGCAGAAGAAGAUGAAGACGCUGGCUACGCGCAAGAAAACGCGUAAACGCCGCAUUGAGGAAGGUAUGACGUUCGAGGACGACUCGGGUCGCUUGUUCCAGCCACCGAGCACGCGCGACCCGCGUUGGAAGAACCCUUCGAUCGAGACUGUAGUGUCCGGCAUCACCAAGAGCAAAGGGCAGAAGAAGGCGGCUAAAAAACGCCGCAAACUUGUUGCCAGCAAAGACAAAGAUAAAGAUGAUGCAAUCGAAGUCGUCCAGCAGGAGUCUGCCAGCAGCGACGAGGAAGUGGAGGAGCUGAGCGACGAAGAACCCGUCAAUGAUGCGCUCUUUGAUCUACCGAAGACGCCUUUGCGGUUGUGCACGUCGCUGGAUGAUGUGGUGGCGAAAGCUAUAGCGAAGCACGCGGAGAUCCGCCGCAAAGACGGUCGUCAGAAGACGAAGGUGCUGUUGCUGGUGGAUGCGCGAUCAAUUUUCAAGCUCAUGAAGAAGAAGAUGAACAUCCGUCCCGAGAUGGUCAAGGCGAAGAGUAAACUGGGCGUGAGCUCCAGUAAAAAGCCUGAAAUGGCGUACAAGAACACGGGUCUGGUGAAGACGCCUCUGGACCGCUUCAAGGACGUCAACAAGCCUGUUCUCACGGGCUACAAGAGCGGCAAGUUGUCGUCUGUGCUCGCUGAGGAUCUGUCCUUCUACCCGUACACGGAGUUCAAAGUGCAGCACGUGAUUUUCGUGGCCAAGAACGCCGCGUCGUCCAUCAACCUGGAUCGCAACCUGCUGCGCAACGUCGAGCUGCACUCGUUCGUUAUUGACGACAAGAGCGCUACGAGCGUGUCAGAGGACGAACUCAAGGCGCUGGAAAAAGCCUAUCAAGUCUCAAGCGCUUAGUGCAGCAGUUCUUGUUAGUGUUUACAGCAAUAGAAGGUGACGACUAUUUGUGCUCGAAGCAUGCCAUUAUCAUGUGCGACAAGGUAUUCGAUUAUUUUUCGCU